Molecule: messenger RNA, 1810 nt
Organism: Vigna umbellata (rice bean)
Lineage: Eukaryota; Viridiplantae; Streptophyta; Magnoliopsida; Fabales; Fabaceae
Biological process (GO): regulation of DNA damage checkpoint
Cellular component (GO): nucleus
Molecular function (GO): DNA binding; protein binding
Source: RefSeq, a predicted model, not a curated record
UUGAAUUUUGAAACCAAAGUUAUUAAUUUAAACACAAAGAAAUGUAAUUAACUAUUUAUUACAUUGUAUACUUUCCCGCCAAAUGAGUUGGCGCCCAAAACCCUCUCCCAUAUAUAGAAACAGUAAAGAGUGAAGAGAAAAAACACAGUGAUUUGAAAACUAAAUCCUUAACUUUCUCUCUCUUCAAUGAAGCCACAGAAACUCACCGACUACGAGCUCCAGCGGCUCCAGAACAUUCGCCGGAACAAUGAGAUGAUGGCGGCCCUCAAACUCCAUUCCAAAGCCACCCAACUCUCCAAUUUCAAGCGUCAAAGAGUUGAAGCCAAAUCCACCCGCGUGAAAUUGGAAAAGAAACCUAAAACCGAAAUCCCAAUUAAAACCGAAACCCCAAUUAAAACCGAAACCCCAAUUGUCAUCAGUGUCAGACGCUCCCUGCGAACCAGAGGUAUUCCACCAGAUUGUGAGGGUCUUAACAGAGAUUCCGUGGCCCCCACCACUCUCUCCAGAGAAACACCACCUCCUGUCUCCACCACUCGCUCCAAAGAAAAACCACCUUCCGUCUCAAGUUUGGGUCCCCUUUCCAUGGCCACUGCUCGUGCAAGCGCUCACUCUGAUAGUUCAUUCAUUGAGUCGCUAAUGGGUAUGGCCCAAGAUGUCAGUGUUCCAAAAGGGAAUGCGGGGGAUUCCCUUGAAUUGGAAUCUCUGUCUUUGUAUUUCGACAAUAUUGCGCGGGUUGUUUCUGGAAGGAUUACCAAUGUCAGGUUUUUUCCUACCAACAGUGUCAAAAUGAUUGCCGCGGGUAACAAGUUUGGGAAUAUUGGGUUCUGGAAUAUGGGAGAAAGUGAGGUUCAUUUAUACCGUCCUCAUAAUGCUCCCAUUUCUGGGAUUUUGAUUCAAUCACAUUGUUGUUCAAAGAUAUACACAAGUUGCUAUGAUGGAAUUCUUCGGCUAAUGGAUGCUGAGAAGGAAAUCUUUGAUCUGGUGUUUGAGAGUGAUGAAACAAUAUAUGCUCUUUCUCAACCACCAAAUGAGACAAACUGCCUAUAUCUUGCUGAGGGUUCUGGAGGUUUGACUAUGUGGGAUAACAGGGUGGGAAAACUUUCGUCGCACUGGGAUUUGCAUGACAGUAGGAUUAACACGAUAGAUUUCAACUGUCAAAACCCUCACAUUGUAGCUACUAGUUCCUCUGAUGCAACUGCCUGCACCUGGGACUUGAGAUAUACUAAUAGGAAUGACCUCACAGCUUUGAGGACAGUUACCCACAAAAGAUCUGUCCAUUCUGCUUACUUCUCUCCUUCUGGAGGUAGCCUUGCAACUACAAGCUUGGACAAUACUAUUGGAAUUUACAGUGGAGUUAACUUGGAGGAUUCGGCUGUUAUUUCUCAUUUCAAUCAGACUGGCAGAUGGCUUUCUACAUUCAGAGCGAAAUGGGGUUGGGAUGACAAAUAUCUCUUCAUUGGAAAUAUGAAUAGAGGGGUUGAUGUGGUUUCAGCAGUUCAAAGGAAAAUAGUUAUGACGUUAGAAAGCCCACACAUGUCUGCCAUUCCUUGCAGAUUCGAUAUAAACUCUUACGAGGUUGGGAUGCUUGUAGGAGCUACAAGUGGAGGCCAGCUUUAUGUCUGGACAUCACGCUAGGAUGUUUAUUUAACAUGCCUUCUCUUGUGUAUGGUAUAAAACUACUAUAUUUUCUGAUUCUAGAUUGUUUUAUGUCGUAUAGUAUCAUUCAUGAGUUAUAAUUGAGUUGACAUGAUUUGAUGUACUUUGUAAUAUUUUGCCAAGCCAUUAUUAGUCAUAGUUUGUGGAUUGUGUU